CUGAAAUAAUUUGUCAAAUAGACUUUCCAACAUUUGCAAUCAUGGAGAAGGAAACAUAAAUUUUCGUAUUUUAAUUCAAAUUACAUUACCACCGUUAAUAUCACCACGAUGGCUAUAAAUCAAAAUUAAAUUCAAAUCAAAACCAAAGAACUCUUAAAGGGGCGAUAUGGUAUUGUGCAAUCAACAUCAAAAACAGUACACGGACCAUCGGAUAUCUGAUAUGAAACUGACGCGCAGCGCAUCAGACCAGAAUGUGUUCUUCACUUAUGUAUGCCUGGUCAAUGAAGUAAAACCAUCCUUUGCUAGCAACGGAGUGAGCUCGACAGACCGAGGACUAUUACGAACAUCGUUUCAUAUUAUACAUGAGAAUGCUGAUGAAAUUAUUCAAGAACAGCCAAUUCAAGUGGAAAGAUCAAAAGCCCUUCAUGAGCUUGUCGAGUCACAUAAACAUGAUCGUGAUGUCGCUGGACAGGAAACAGUUCAAACAAAGGAUAAACCGGUAAAUGAAAAUAAUGAAUCAGACACAGAAGAUUCUAAUCAUUAUGUAAACCCAAAGAAACUAACGCUAACUAAAAUGAAGUGGCUAACCGAAGGACGUACGGAUUCUCCAGAUUCUAGUUCACCAUAUUUAACACCAGACAGCUCGAUGACUUCAAUCGGUAGUAGAAAAUCCGAAGAUAUGAUGGACACUCAUGAAAGUUUCGGUGACAAAUGUUUAUCCACAAUACUAAGGCUCGAUCGAGAGCACAAUAUGUUUGGAUUGUCAAAUAUUGCCAUCGUGGAUAAAAAGGUGUCAAAGAAAAUACGCAAAGAAGAUGAUAAGCCAGUGUUUCCACAGAAUCCGAUAGUUCAGAUAUGCUGUGGUAGAAGUUGCUGUAAACACAAGAGUAACACGGAUCUACCAGCGUCUCUAAAGUGCUCCGGAUGUCGAAGUUGCUGCAUUGAUCCAUGUUGCCUUAUUUGUGCAGGCAAAUGUGGAACACCAAGUAAGGAUCCGCCGUGCCCAUCACUUUGCACUCAAUGCCCACGAGGCAAAUGUGUUUGUAAGGAAUCAUGUUUACCCUCAAAGUGUAGGAUUGAUUGCACAACUUGUUAUGGCAUGAAGAUCACAUUUAAAAGGAAACCAAAAUUUGAUCCAUCUCCUAAUGAACUUACUCCAAGAUCUAGCUGUAUUUUGCAAAAACCAAUGGCCUGUCGCUCCUGCCACCACCUUCCCCAAUGUAUCCCACCCUCCAACUGCUUCCCAUAUCUGAUGCCGUGUUACUGGCCUUCGCGAGCUGGGGCACCUUGCAAUCACCCAUCCCGAUGCUUCCAUAACCCGCCAUGUCGACCGCCGAGAAAAAGAGCGUCGUGCAUUCCUCCUGACGAAGUUUGCCCGACCACGGGUAAAUGUGCAGACGAAGCUAAAAAUACGAAAUGUAGCAAUCAAGCCUGCCCUGGGCAAAAUCCAGUGAUGAAAUCAGCUAUCGAGAAAAGAUUUGGAGACAAAAAGUGAACAAUUAUACCUAAUGGUUAUCAGCUUGGAAUCUCGUCCCAGUUGCAGUUCUAUAGAGACAGAAGCACAAAAUCGGAUGACACAGUAAGAUCCCAUUGAAAAUGUGCGCCAAUUUCCUUGCGGUCGAUCUUGAGAUCAAUUUUAUCAAGAGUUUUACUAGGUAGCAUCAUUUCACCUGUUAUUUAAGAAAAUAUGUUACUUAUUACCUAAUUACUUUUUAGAACAAACGUAUAAAACGUAAUAAAAGCUCAUU
Molecule: messenger RNA, 1748 nt
Organism: Maniola jurtina (meadow brown)
Lineage: Eukaryota; Metazoa; Arthropoda; Insecta; Lepidoptera; Nymphalidae
Exons: 16
Coding region: 167-1495 (442 amino acids)
Source: RefSeq, a predicted model, not a curated record